Molecule: messenger RNA, 1406 nt
Organism: Betta splendens (Siamese fighting fish)
Lineage: Eukaryota; Metazoa; Chordata; Actinopteri; Anabantiformes; Osphronemidae
Exons: 2
Coding region: 361-1215 (284 amino acids)
Source: RefSeq, a predicted model, not a curated record
CUUGAACUGAAUGUAAGUGUAUGAAAAGUGCGAUUUACCAACCCAGUAGCAUACACGCACAAAGCAUAUUCAUCCAACUAAGCAGCUUCCAAGGCUGGAUCCAACCACAAUUCAUUUGUACAACUGAGGUAGCAAAGGGCACCCCAUCCAAACACAGAAUAUUCAUCCAACCUAGUAGCAGCCUGACAGCGUUCCAAGCCUGCAUCCAACCACAAUUCAUUUGUCCAACUAAGGUAGCAAAUGGCACAUUUUUAACAAAAUGUUUUACCCAACUGGGGAGGAGUGUGACCAACCACGCAGAGUGCAGUAAGGGUUUAAAAGUCAGGAUUUUGAAAGGUUAAUUAACUGUCUGCUGUUGCCAUGACUCAACUGCAGAGCCUGUCUAGGUUCAGGUUCACCUUUGAGGACUGGGUCACUCAAGAUGAACGGCAUAUUAAGGCCAGAUUAACCAAGGAAACGUGCAAGUAUGCUAUAGUGGUGAAUCAUGACAACAAACUCGUGGGGUUUGUCAACGCUAACAAAAAAAGACUUGUGUCCAAAAUUCGAGACUGUAUGGAUAAUCAACCCAAAAUUGAGACAGUUCACAAAAUGGUAUCGGAUGUUGACGCAGACGCGGAGCACCUAGCCAUGAUCAACGGUGGAGGAAAAUUACUACUACGUGUAGGAUCACCCGUGAGUAGAAAGCGACGUGUGGGAAAGAAACUGAAGUUUGCAAAAGAAGUGCAGAGAAAACUAGGGAACGCAUGCACUGAUGUGAGUGGAACGCGCGGCGCUGAAAACAAGAAACGUCGUGCAGUAAUAUUGAAUGAAAGGAAAGAAGUGGCACCUCCGUCUGCACAGAACUCUGCAGGUGGUGAUGUGAGUAAAAUAGAGAUGAGCCGGACAUAUUUCAAGAAAGCGCUUUUAAGGCGUUUUAAUGAGUCAAACGUGCGACACGAGAGCACGAGUGGACCGACAGAGUCAUCUCCAAAAGCCUGUUUAGUUCAGGUUGACGCCCAGCGAAACCAGGCCAUCACAGAGGACAUGGACACAAUGCAGACAUCCAACGUCCCGGGCUCCUCGGUGACCAGUGAUCCUUCCAAGCUGAAGGACAACAUGAUUUGCAUCAAACCGGUGCUAUGGACUGUACUGGGUCACUUAAACCCCCCUAUCUACCAGAUCGUUCCUAUGAAACUACCACAGGGCUGCACUAACGUGAGCUCAGCACUCAAGUAAAAGUGCCAGUGCGGGUAGAAAAUGCAAGCUCCCCUCACCUGCAUGUAGUUUUCUUUCUUAAUAGUAGUUUAAUCUUUCUGUUAUGUAAUUAGCUAAAGUCUGAGUCAUUGUUAUGUUUGCUUACAAUUCAUAUCAUUGAAAGCUCAGCUGUUGGUGUUAAUUAAUGUACCUAUUAAUAAAGACUCUUUCUG